This is a messenger RNA of Rhizophagus irregularis DAOM 181602=DAOM 197198, 1056 nucleotides long. RefSeq lists its product as uncharacterized. Lineage: Eukaryota; Fungi; Glomeromycota; Glomeromycetes; Glomerales; Glomeraceae. The record is from RefSeq and is a predicted model, not a curated record.
AAAGUAUCUGAAGAAAUUUUAGGUGAUAAAAGAAAAAGACCCUCUAAUGAUUAUUGGUUUGGUGAUUUAAUUCAAGACUAAGAAGUCCUGUACUAGUUUUCUAUCAACUUAUUUAUAUUAAUACACAUUAUACACAUUUUUUUAAUCUUUUCAUAUACUUUUUUACAAGUUUCUCCCAGUAAGAAAAUGGAUAAAAUUAUGUUUUAAGCUAGCUAUUUAAUACAUUUUUUGGUGCUAUUGAUUGGUUGGCUCCCUUAAGUGGCUUUGAUAGUUCGACACAGCCUAUUAAAGUUUUGGGUAAUCCGAUUAAUUGAUUUCAGAUAAAAUUUUUUUAUUUCUUUCAAACGUAUAAAUAUUAAAUUAUCUUCACAUUAAAAAUAAUGUUUUUACAAACUACAUCUUCAACGGAUGAUGAAUACGAAUCAUUUUGGUAUUAUAAUUUGCAAGAAGAAAAACAAUGUAAAACUCAUUGUAUUUUAAUUAUAAUAAUUCUCUCUAGUGUAUUUCUUUUAACAUUAUUAUGCGCUUAUAGUAUUUAUAAUGAAAAUAAAGUGGUAUUUUAUGAUGGAUUUAUUUUCUUUUAUGAAUGUUGCGGAUUUUAUUGGUUUAAAAAUAAGAUAUUUAAAAGCGAGAAUAAAUUUGGGUAUUCAAAUUUAAGUUUAGAAAACUCUUCAUUAUAAAUCCCCUCUCCUCCCCCUUUUUUUAUUUGGGAUAUUUUUAUUUAAAGAAAUUUUUCCAUGUAAAUUGAUUUAUCAUUCCGUUAAAGAUAUCCUCAAAGGAUUCAUUUAAAUGGUAAAACAACAAUAUUUAGAUAUACAAUAUUUAAAACAAAUUAUAUAGACUUUGAAAGAAAAAAGCGAAUAAAAUUGAUUAUUGGAUAUAUUCCGCAAGACAGAAUAAUGCCGCGAGUGUGGAUAUAAUUUGUAUUUUGGGCUGGAAAGUACAGAAGUACAAUUUUAGACAUAUUUAUUGAUAUGUUAGAUAUAUUGGCUAAUAUUUGAAUUGUUUUUAUUGUUGUUUAUUUACGCACUUCGAUUUUUUCAAUAUCAGAUAUAC